GUGCCAGGCAUGCAUUCGUUCCUGAAGGGGUUCCUGCCCAUCGCAUCUCUUGCACUAUGCUGUCUUGCUGCCGUCGCCAAGCGCGACUCGACGAUCAUCGUCUCCGGACAGACGUCGAAUACCGCGAGCACGGUGCAGUUCGCCGCAUCCAGCUCAGGCUUUGACGGGCCAAAGAUCACCAACUUGAACAGCACCACCUUCGACCUCUGGUACUUCGACGCCGUCUCGUCAGACCUGUCUUACUCUGUUGUUGCGGUCUUCUUUACUGCUGACCCCGGAGCCCUCUUUCCCGGUGCAGCCGACCUCGGCACUGCAGACUAUGUCGAGGUCUUCAUUACAACACCAAACAACUCGUUCGUGACGGCUAUCGGAGCAGACAGCUUGACGGUCACGACAGUGGGCGACGGGAGCUCUGGGACACUCGACGGCAGCGAAGCCAGUUGGACAGGCUCGUCGGACAUGUCUCAAUACAUGAUUACCUUCAACGCGCCAGAUGCUGGCAUAACCGGGACCAUGUCCUUCUCAUCAAUUGCCCUCGCACACUACCCCUGUGGGCCGGCGAGCAAUCCCUCAGGGCAGUCGUUCGAAUUGGCACCCGGUCUUGGAUGGGCGAACGCCGUCCCAGAUGCCGACGCCACAGUCAACUUGAAUGCCAACGGAGAGGCGGUCUCGUUCACAGGGGGUAUUGGCUAUCACGACAAGAACUGGGGUGACAAGCCGUGGGAUACCCUUCUAAACUCGUGGUACUGGGGUCAUGCUCGCCUCGGCGAGUACUCUGUCGUCUGGUUCGACUUUGUCGGCACGGACGGAGCAGAGGGCGUCAGCGCGUACGUCUCCCAGAAUGGGCAGAUCGUCGCCGCGACGUGCUCUGGGCUGCGGGUGCGCCCGGUAGGCGGAGACGACACGUACCCACCGACGACACAGACGGGUCUUCCGGACGGUUUCACAGUUAGCCUCGAUAUUCCGGGGCAAGGGACGCUAGAUGCACAGGCGCUGAACGGAGACAUAAUUCUCACUACGCAGGGUGAAUCGACGCGAUGGAUUGGACAAAUCACGGGGACUCUUGCUGGGCAACAGCUGGCUGGCGUAGCACUUUAUGAACAGUUUACAUUCGCGAGCUAGAUAAGUUAAAUCAUUGCUUGUAUACUUCUGCUGACCGAAAUAUCGGGUAAAAUAUUUGCACCAUAGAGAAUCAUAA
Phanerochaete carnosa HHB-10118-sp is the source of this 1198-nucleotide messenger RNA. RefSeq lists its product as uncharacterized. The record is from RefSeq and is a predicted model, not a curated record. Lineage: Eukaryota; Fungi; Basidiomycota; Agaricomycetes; Polyporales; Phanerochaetaceae. Bases 10 to 1122 code for a protein of 370 amino acids. The transcript has 3 exons.